Molecule: messenger RNA, 8178 nt
Organism: Anopheles stephensi (Asian malaria mosquito)
Lineage: Eukaryota; Metazoa; Arthropoda; Insecta; Diptera; Culicidae
Product: CD109 antigen-like
Exons: 24
Coding region: 63-8057 (2664 amino acids)
Cellular component (GO): extracellular region
Molecular function (GO): endopeptidase inhibitor activity
Source: RefSeq, a predicted model, not a curated record
AUAGGCGAGCGGUUUCAGUUACAUUUUCCGCCAGCUGCACAGAGGACGUGCGCUCCGUCGGCAUGGCGUUGUACAUGCGAGCGGUGAUGGUGGCGAUAAGCCUGCUGAGCGUUUGCUGCGGAGUGUUGGUGGUGGGACCGAAGUUUGUACGCUCCAACCAAGAGUACACGGUAGUAAUCAGCAACUUCAACAAGGCGUCGUCCAAGGUGAACCUGAUGCUGCGGCUGGAGGCGUACGGCGAGCAGGGAACGCCCCUGUUUUCCAUCCCGAAGCAGGUCGACGUGCGUCGCUUCAUGAAUCGCAUCGUGAGGUUUGAAAUUCCAGUUAUCUCCUCCCCAGCCAGUGUGAAGCUGAAGAUGAACGGACUGCGAGGGUUGAGCUUUUCCGAGGAGGAAGAUCUAGUGUUUCUCAGCAAAUCCUUGUCGGGCUUAAUACAGAUCGAUAAACCGGUGUUCAAGCCGGGCGAUAAGGUCCGGUUCCGGGUGAUCGUGUUGGACACGGAGCUGAAGCCGCCGGCAAGCCUGCAAGCAAUUCAGGUGACGGUUCGCGAUCAUCAGAACAUCGUCGUGCGGAAGUGGUCCUCGGCGAAGCUGUACGCCGGCGUGUUCGAGGGCGAUCUUCAGAUAGCGUCAAUGCAGUCGAGUGGCGCCUGGAACAUCACGGCACAGGUUGAUGGGCAGGAACUCGCUUGGAAGACGUUCGAGGUGAAGGAGUACGUGCUGUCGUCGUUUGACGUAGAGGUGCUGCCGUCCACCAUUCCGUUGGAGGAGCACCAGGGUCUCACCCUGACGGUAGCGGCCAACUAUCACUUUGGCAGGCCGGUGAAGGGAUUGGUCAAGAUGGAGCUGUACCUGGAGGACGAAAUUCUGGACCAGCGGAAAGAGUUCGAGGUGAACGGCAUGGGACAGGUUGAGCUCCGUUUCAGAAACGAGUUGAAGCUGUUCCAGGAUCAGCAGGAUGUGCAGGUGAAGGUGAUCUUCACCGAGCAGUACACAAAUCGAGUAGUGACGAAGGAGCAGGCAAUUACGGUCUACAAAUAUCUGUACCGAGCGUCGCUAGCACAGGAGAGCAGCCAGUUCCGUCCAGGGUUUCCUUUCCACUGUGUGCUGACCUUACGCUACCAUGAUGGCACGCCGGCACGAUACAUUCCCGUGUUGGUGCAAGUGGAGGGAGAUAGCGUAGAGCACGAGCAAGAGUACACCACUGAUAGGGUAGGCACUAUCAAGCUUGUCAUGCAUCCACAAAACUCCACCGAAGCAAUCGACGUAACGUUGACCGAAGAGAGCAGCGGAUUCUCGUUCACCGAGAGAAUAGAUAGAGUCGAACAAAUGAUGAAUGCGUUCAUGAAGCUAGAAUUGAAGUCAACAGUUAAACUGAACCGACUCAUGCGGCUGAUGGUGACGUGCAGCGAACGGAUGACGUUCUUCGUGUACUACGUCGUGGCCAAGGGUAACAUUCUAGACGCAGGAUUCAUGCGGCCCAACAGACAAACGAAAUACCAGUUUCAGAUCAAUGCGUCAGAGAAGAUGGUACCGAAGGCGCACAUUUUUGUGGCCACCGUGUUCAGCAACGUUGUGAUAUGGGACGCGUUGGAGAUCGAUUUGAAGCAGCUGAGCAAUCAUCUGGAAAUCAACAUCGAUGAAUCGGUGAUAAAACCGGGCCAAGAGUUGGAGAUUCAGCUACGAGGACGACCGAGCGCAUACGUUGGGCUAGCUGCUUACGAUAAAGGUUUGCUUGAGUUCUCCGGCCGGCACGAUCUGUUCUGGGAAGACGUCAUGCAGGUGUUUGAUGACUUCCACGCCGUCGGGGAGAGCGAGUUUAAUGCUUUUCACGGUAAAGGCCUAUUUAUAAAAACUUCAAGAGAAACAAUGCUGGAACCAGCGAACACUCCAUCGAGACGCUUCGGAAGAGGGAACAUUCGACCAUAUUCGAAGCUGGUCGCUUACCGGACCAACUUCCUCGAAUCGUGGCUGUGGCAGAAUGUGACCAUCGAUCCAUCGGGCAAGAAGAAGAUGAUCGAAAUCGUGCCGGAUACGACCACAUCCUGGUACUUGACGGGUUUCUCGAUCGAUCCGGUGUACGGGUUGGGCAUCAUCAAGAAGCCGAUCCAGUUCACAACGGUCCAACCGUUUUACAUCGUGGAGAAUCUGCCGUACUCCAUCAAGCGAGGCGAAGCGGCAGUGCUGCAGUUCACGCUGUUCAACAAUCUUGGCGGAGAGUACAUCGCCGAUGUGACGCUGUACAAUGUGGCCAAUCAGACGGAGUUCGUCGGGCGGCCGUUGGAAGAUCUGAGCUACACAAAGUCCGUCAGCGUUCCUCCGAAGGUUGGUGUACCGGUGUCGUUUCUGGUGAAGGCCCGCAAGCUCGGCGAGAUGGCCGUACGGGUGAAGGCUUCCAUAAUGUUGGGCCUGGAAACGGACGCACUGGAGAAGGUGAUUCGGGUCAUGCCGGAAAAUAUAAUUAUUCACAAUACUGAUUGGCGCUUCUUCAAUCUGUACCGAUACCAAACACAAGAGUUUAACAUCUCAUUGGAUGUUCUCAAGGAUGCCAACAUGAGCACUGUCAAGCUGGAGUUUAUCCUGUCGUCAAACCUACUCACGCCAGUCACGUACAAUCUGGAAAAUCUGCUCACCGUUCCAACCGCUUCGGGUGCCCCGAGCAUGAUCAACUUCAUCCCCAACCUGGUGGUGCUCGACUAUCUGAUGGCGAUCGGGUCCAACGAGAAGCAUUUGAUAAAUAAAGCGAAAGGAUUGCUGAGAAACGGCUACCAGCUUGAGAUGCAGUACCGUCAGCCGGACGGUUCGUUUGGAAAUUGGCCCAAGUCUCAGGGCAGCAUCUUCGUAACCGCUCUGGUAGGCAAAUCGAUGCAGAGUGCUUCCAGCUACAUAUCGGAGGUAGAUUUGAGCAUGGUCAGCCGACUGUACGAGUGGCUUGCCUCGAAACAGCACAGCUCGGGCCGGUUCGAGGAGAUAGCACCGAUCACGUACCAAGCUUUGCAGGGAGGAUCUCGCAACCAUAUAGCGCUAACGUCGUACGUGUUGAUCGCGUUCCUAGAAAACUCGGAAGCUUCCAAAAAGCACCAGCAAGUAGUUCGAAAGGGCAUACAGUACAUCGCCAACUAUUUGCCGCACAUAGAAGACGUUUACGAUCUGUCACUGGCAACGUACGCCCUGCUGCUGGACGGCCAUACUCAAAAGCUGACGGCACUAAACGCCCUCAUAAAGAGGGCCCACUCUUUCCAGGGCGCGGACGGGAAAGAGCUGUAUUGGGCACGAGAUACGGCCGAGAUUGAAACGACUGCGUACGGACUGCUGUGUCUGGUACACGAAAAACGAUACGUGGAUGGCAUCAGUGUGAUGCAAUGGCUUGUCAAGCGACGUGAAGUAAGCGGCAGCUUUCCCCGCACUCAGGACACCUUCGUUGGGCUGAAGGCACUCGCAAUGCUAGCGCAAGCGAUAUCACCACUGAACAACGACUACUCGGUCAUGGUGCGGUACGGCCGCACGAGAAAGGUGUACAAGGUCACUUCGACGGACGUGGAUCAGCAGUCCCGGGAUGUGCUGACCGGGACCGGGCGAAUGGUGACGGUUAGCGUGGACGGACGCGGGUUUGGAUUGUUCACGAUCGCCUACCAGUACGGGAUAGAUGUGAGGAAUAUUGACAGGCAGUUCAGGCUGUCGGUCAGGAAGCGUUUUAGCAAUCAGGGUUUUACGCUACAGCUGCGGGUGUGUACCAGCUUCAUGCCCCAGUUGGCGUACACGCGCUCUAAUUUGGCCCUGGUCGAGGUAAACUUCCCGAGCGGGUACGUCAUCGAUAAAGAUUCCUUAGUGGACAUCACCAAUCGGAGCCCGUUUCAGAAUGUGGAGUUUCGCUAUGGGCAGACGUCGCUGGUGCUGUACUACGAAAGUUUGGGACCGGAGAACAACUGCUUCACCGUGACUGCGGAAAAAUGGUUCCGUGUAGCAUUUCUGCGGCCGGCUUAUGUGCUUGUGCACGAUUUUUACAUCCCAACGAAGGAGCAACGAAAGAGCAACAUGUGGCAGUUCAUAAGGUCACGAAUAUUGACGGUGAUAAUCUUCAUAGGUGCUGCUCAUGGAAUACUGAUCGUGGGUCCUAAGUUUAUCCGUGCCAAUCAAGACUUCACGCUGGUGAUCAGUAACUUUAACGCUCACCAGGCCAAGGUGGAUCUGAUGCUACAGAUAUCGGGCCAAACGGACGAUGGAGCGAACGUGCUGAACAUAACGCAGAUGGUGGAUGUGCGCCGCAACAUGAACAGGAUGAUCAACUUCAAUAUGCCGGCGGACUUAUCAGCGGGGAACUACAGAAUUACCAUCGACGGACAGCGAGGCUUUAGCUUCCACAAGGAGGCUGAGCUGGUGUACCUCAGCAAGAUCGUGUCCGGGUUGAUACAGAUCGAUAAACCGGUGUUCAAGCCGGGCGAUACGGUUCAGUUCCGCGUGAUAGUGCUGGACACGGAGCUGAAGCCGCCGGCACGGCUGAAAGCGAUUCAUGUGACGAUCCGUGAUCCGCUAAAGAAUGUCGUACGGAAGUGGUCCUCGGCGAAGCUGUACGCCGGUGUGUUCGAGGGUGAUCUUCAGAUAGCGCCAACGCCGAUGCUUGGCAUCUGGAACAUCUCGGUUCUGGUGGAUGGGGAGGAACUCGUUUCGAAGACGUUCGAGGUGAAGGAGUACGUGCUGUCGUCGUUUGACGUGGAGGUGCUGCCGUCCACCAUUCCGUUGGAGGAGCACCAGGGUCUCAACCUGACGGUAGCGGCCAACUAUCACUUUGGCAAGCCGGUGAAGGGAUUGGUCAAGAUGGAGCUGUACCUGGAGGACGAUAAGCUGGACCAGCGGAAAGAGUUCGAGGUGUACGGUAUGGGUCAGGUGGCGCUGCGGUUCGCUGGAUAUUUCGGAGUGCACGAAGAUCAGCAGGAUGUGCUUGUAAAGACGACGUUCAUCGAACAGUACACAAAUCGCACGGUAGUUAAGCAAAGUCAGAUUACAGUGUACAAAUAUACGUACCGCGUUGAGCUGAUAAAAGACAGCCCACAGUUCCGUCCGGGACUUCCCUUCAAGUGCGCUCUGCAGUUCCGUAAUCAUGACGGAACACCUGCCAGAGGUGUUACCGGUAAGGUGGAGGUAAUCGACGUCGAAUAUGAAGAGACUGCAACGAGCGACAAGGAUGGUUUGAUCAAGUUCGAACUCAAUCCAGGCGAAGAUAUCGAAGGGAUGGAUAUAAACUUUUCAAACGAUGAGACUGGAUUCUACUUUUACGAACGAGUGGAUAAGGUGGACAUAGUGACGAAUACUUACAUCAAGCUGGAACUUAAAUCUCCCAUUAAAUUGAACCGUUUGCUGCGACUGAUGGUGACGUGCAACGAAAGGAUGACAUUCUUCGUGUACUACGUAGUGUCGAAAGGCAACAUAAUCGAUUCUGGCUUCAUGCGACCGAACAGGCAGAACAAAUAUCCGCUGCAGUUGAACGCGACGGAGAAGAUGAUUCCGAAGGCCAAAAUCAUUGUGGCAACCGUUGCGAGCCGUACCGUGGUGUAUGACUUUGUGGACAUUGAUUUCGAAGAGCUUCGUAACAACUUUGAUCUGAGCAUCGACGAGCAGGAAGUAAAGCCAGGACGUCAAAUCGAGCUUCGUAUGUCGGGCCGUCCGGGAGCGUACGUUGGGCUGGCUGCGUACGACAAAGGUUUGCUGUACUACAACAAAAACCACGAUCUGUUCUGGGAGGAUAUCAUGCAGGUGUUUGACGGAUUUCAUGCGAUCGAUGAGAACGAGUUUGACAAGAUUCACAGCAUGGGACUGUUUGCCAGAACGCUGGAUGACAUUAUGUUCGAUGGAGCAAACGAUAAGUCGGCACGGGACGGGCUACAGAUAAACCAUCCCACCACCAAGCUGGUCGCUUACCGGACCAACUUCCUCGAAUCGUGGCUGUGGCAGAAUGUUACCAUUGGCCGAUCGGGCACGAAGAAGAUGAUCGAAAUCGUUCCGGAUACGACCACAUCCUGGUACUUGACGGGAUUCUCGAUCGAUCCGGUGUACGGGUUGGGCAUCAUCAAGAAGCCGAUCCAGUUCACAACGGUCCAACCGUUUUACAUCGUGGAGAAUCUGCCGUACUCCAUCAAGCGAGGCGAAGCGGCAGUGCUGCAGUUCACGCUGUUCAACAAUCUUGGCGGAGAGUACAUCGCCGAUGUGACGCUGUACAAUGUGGCCAAUCAGACGGAGUUUGUCGGGCGGCCGUUGGAAGAUCUGAGCUACACAAAGUCCGUCAGCGUUCCUCCGAAGGUUGGUGUACCGGUGUCGUUUCUGGUGAAGGCCCGCAAGCUCGGCGAGAUGGCCGUACGGGUGAAGGCUUCCAUAAUGCUGGGCCUGGAAACGGACGCACUGGAGAAGGUGAUCCGGGUCAUGCCGGAAAGCUUGGAACAUAACAAGAUGGAAUCGCGGUUCUUCUGUUACGAUAACUACAAAAAUUCUACCUUCCUGAUGAACCUAGACAUCGACAAGAAGGCGGAUAAUGGAUCGAGAAAGAUUGCGUUCCAGCUGAAUCCCAAUCUGCUGACCACGGUGAUUAAAAACCUGGACAAUCUGCUCGCCGUCCCAUCGGGCUGUGGCGAACAGAAUAUGGUUAAGUUCGUACCGAACAUCGUUGUGCUGGACUACCUGAAUGCGAUCGGUUCGAAGGACCAGACGCUAAUCAAUAAGGCGACGGAUUUGCUACGGACGGGCUAUCAAAAUCAGAUGCGCUAUCGCCAGUCGGAUGGUUCGUUCGGUGUAUGGCACAAUGGUGGCAGCGUGUUCCUGACCGCGUUCGUUGCCAAAUCGAUGCAAACCGCUUCGAAGUACAUCAGCGAAGUUGAUGCGGCGAUGGUGGAGCGGGCGUACGAUUGGCUUGCUGCCAAGCAGCACUCUUCCGGCCGAUUCGAUGAGGUCGGUUCCGUGAUCCACAAGGAUAUGCAGGGCGGGCUGGGCAAUGGUGUGGCGCUGACAUCCUACGUGCUGACAGCACUGCUGGAGAACGAGAACGCCAAGGUGAAGCAUGCGGUUGUGAUUCAAAAUGCAAUGGCCUAUCUGAGCAGCAGGAUAGAGUCCAUCAACAGAGCUUACGAUCUUUCGAUUGCGACUUAUGCGCUGAUGCUGAACGGACACGACAAGAAGACGUUGGCGUUAAAUAGGCUCGUCGACAUGUCGAUCGUGUCCGACACGGAACGGUACUGGAGCACGGACAAUAGCAUCGAAACGACCGCGUACGCCUUGCUGUCGUUCGUGAUAGCGCAGAAGUACCUGGACGGCAUUCCGGUGAUGCGCUGGCUGGUGAACCAACGGUACGUUACCGGCAGUUUCCCACGCACCCAGGACACGUUCGUCGGGCUGAAGGCGUUGACAAAGCUGGCGGAAAAAAUCUCGCCCUCGCGCAACGACUACACCAUCACGCUGAAGUACAAGCGGUCCGUGCGCAAUUUCUACAUCAACUCGCAGGACAUCAACAUCACCAGCUACGAGGACAUCCCGGAGGAUACCCGGGCGCUGGAGGUGAACGUCGGCGGUAUCGGGUUCGGAUUGCUGCAGGUCAUCUAUCAGUACAGCUUGAAUCUCGUCAACUUUGCGCAUCGGUUCAAGCUCGAUCUGGAGCGGCAGAGCACGGGCUCCGAGUACGAGCUGCGGAUGCGGGUGUGCGCCAACUUCAUACCGAAGAUGACCGACAGCCGAUCGAACAUGGCACUGGUCGAGGUGAACUUCCCGAGCGGGUAUGUUGUCGAUCGGAGUCCGAUCAGUGAGCAGACAACCAUCAAUCCCAUUCAGAACAUCGAGAUUCGGUACGGUGGCACAUCGGUGGUUGUGUAUUACAACAACAUGGGUAUCGAGCGGAACUGCUUCACCGUGACGGCCUUCAGACGGUUCAAGGUGGCACUGAAGCGUCCGGCACAUGUGGUCGUGUACGAUUACUACAAUCCAAAAUUCAACGCCAUCGAAGUGUACGAGGUCGAUAAGCAGAAUGUUUGCGAAAUCUGUGAGGAGGGUGAUUGUCCCAAGGAGUGCGCAAAAGCAUAAUUUGUGGUGGUUCUAAAAUCUCGUACGAAGGUUCGCAUUUAUGGGCAGCUCAUGUAAUGAUACUUCAUAAGUUUGGCAAUAGUGUUUGGAAGUGAAUAAACAGGUUUGUUUUAAAUCAAUA